AUGUCUGAGCGGAAAGUCUUGAAUAAAUAUUACCCGCCCGAUUUCGAUCCGUCGAAAAUCCCACGAAUGCGACUGCCUAAAAACAGGAAGUUUUGCGUUCGAUUGAUGGCUCCUUGUAACAUGAGGUGUGACACGUGUGGAGAGUAUAUCUACAAGGGGAAGAAGUUCAAUGCUAGGAAAGAAGACGUGGACAACAUGAGCUACCUCGGGAUACGGAUCUAUCGGUUUUACAUCAAGUGCACGCGUUGUUUAUCAGAAAUUUCAUUUCGUACUGACCCUGAGGCAACCGAUUACGUUUUGGAGGCCGGAGCGACGAGGAAUUUCCAAGCCUUGAAACUGGCCGAAGAAGCAGCCGAAAGGGAGGAAGCCGCUCGUCUGGAAGAGGAAAAGAACAAUCCCAUGAAGGCGAGAUUCAUAUUUUUGUUGGAGAAGCGAACCCAACAAUCCAAGUACGAAAUGGACAUGCUGGAGACUUUGGAGGAGUUGAAAGAACUUAACCAACGUCAGGGUGCCAGUUUGGACGAGUCUUUGGAUCAGAUGUUGCGUCGAAAAGCCCAAGAUGCUGCUGUGGAGCGAGAGACGGAAGAUGCUCAAGACGAAUUAGUCAUUGCGUCGGCGUUUGGCCACAAGAAUGCCGACGGGGAAAGAAUCAUUCGGCGGUUAGACUCAUAUGAUUCGGACGAAGAAGCUAAACCAAAAAAAGUCAAGGUGAAGAAGGAAGCCGAUGAUCUACUCUUCAAACGACCCGCCGCUUGUGUAGCAUCGAAACCGGAAAAGAAACCGAAACUAUCUCUGGGGGUGGUAAAGAAGGCUUCAUUGGUGAAACCCAAGAAGUCGAGCGUAUCCGCGCCACCUCCGAAGAUCAUUGCAGUCGCCGCCGUUCCACCAGUGAAAGUGAAAGCAGAACCCGUAGAAAAGCCCGAGUUGGUCUCCACAAAGUCUGUACCGUGUGAAAAAUCUGAAGAGCCGACUCCGGAAAGUUCUGAAAGCGUUCCCACCCUUGCUUUGCCGAAUAUCCAAGUGCCGAGCGUUGCGUCAUCUUUCGAAAAGGGGUUAACAUUGAUGUCCGAGAAAACUCCAGCGUCUUCUUCGAACGGACUUCGUGGUGCUGGAUUUUACAAUCCGUUUGGCGCUUACGGAAGUGGCAGCAGCGACGAUUCUGAUUCUGAUUGAUGAUUCAAUUCAAAUUCAUGAUUGCUGUCGUUAUUUGUUCUUCUUGAUUAUUUUUGUUCCAUUUCGUUGGCGAAAGGAUACAUUUUUUUUUUUUCA
Notodromas monacha is the source of this 1269-nucleotide messenger RNA. NCBI's taxonomy places the organism in Eukaryota, Metazoa, Arthropoda, Ostracoda, Podocopida, Cyprididae. The record is from the annotation of a GenBank genome assembly.